AUGACUUCCUUCGCUAUUACUGGUAUCGUAACGGUUACAAGCUCAGUUGUCUUUGGCUUGAGUGGCUUGAGCCCACCUAUCGUUGGUUUCCUGGGUCGCUUGACGGACUUGAACAACUUGCCGAGGCAGCUGGCAGCAUUAGAACGGGAAUUAUCUUUGUUGGACUCACAGAUCACAUCCAGACUUAUUUGUCCUGACGACUCACCAACUAUCCCAAAGGAUCUGGAACAUGUGACCAACCAAAUUCAUGAUGCUAUUGACGAGGAUAUGAGCAACCUGGAGCGUCGAAUAGUCUUUUUAGACGACGAAUACAAGUUGGGAGUGCGGCCCUCGACAGAACAGUCACGCAGCCCGUUCAAAUCCGAGUCUCGACGCGGGAAGUUUCGUAGGCUUCUCCAAUUGAGAAACUCUAAGCUCCUGACGACCAUGAUCAAUGACACAAGAACUCUCAUCUGGGCUAUCAGUAACAAAAUCACAGAGAUAGAGUUAAUGGAAGGAGAAGCAUCGUCAGCGGUAACCAGCAACGAGAAUACAACAUCCCAUCGCACGAAUGAGAUUGGAGUCUCAGAAAAAUUGUCGGAACAAGAAUGGCCCGAGGUAUCUCCCGGCUCAGUUAGCGGGACUGCGUCUGAAGCCGUCGACGGCCCUUCAAGUCCGGAGCAGGCACCUUUGUCUGAAACUUCAUGUUCCGGAAAUACACAGUAA
Colletotrichum godetiae is the source of this 705-nucleotide messenger RNA. RefSeq lists its product as uncharacterized. The record is from RefSeq and is a predicted model, not a curated record. Lineage: Eukaryota; Fungi; Ascomycota; Sordariomycetes; Glomerellales; Glomerellaceae. The transcript has a single exon. The coding region runs from base 1 to 705 and encodes 234 amino acids.